Molecule: messenger RNA, 2515 nt
Organism: Exophiala oligosperma
Lineage: Eukaryota; Fungi; Ascomycota; Eurotiomycetes; Chaetothyriales; Herpotrichiellaceae
Exons: 1
Coding region: 141-2246 (701 amino acids)
Biological process (GO): translation; translational termination; nuclear-transcribed mRNA catabolic process, deadenylation-dependent decay
Cellular component (GO): translation release factor complex
Molecular function (GO): GTP binding; GTPase activity; translation release factor activity
Source: RefSeq, a predicted model, not a curated record
GUCGAUUGAGGCCCAACUCGACAAGCCAACGAUUUCCCUCACUGACUCACUCACUACUGGAUCGUGAGAUUGUCCGUACGAGGACCCUAGAAUUUGCGUCUCAACGCUGCUCAGUCAAUCGACACUCCACCACUCUCAAAAUGUCGGGCAACUUCGAUUCCUGGGAAGACGCUGCGGCGCAAGAUGAGGAUCUUUCAAGACAGACACAAAACAUGAACAUCAACGCCAACGCUUUCAGGCCUGGGGCCUCUUCAUUUCAGCCUGGGGCUAACUCUUUCCAACCGGGCCAGCAGUACCAACAGAAUGGCUAUCAGAGCUAUGGCUACGGCCAACAGCAGGGAUACAACCAAUUUGCACAAUACGGGCAAGGCUACAACAAUCAAUACCCCCAAUAUCAACAACAGCAACAGCAACAGCCACAGCAAGGCUACAACCAACAAUAUAACGGACAGUUUGCUGCAUAUAAUCAAACCCCCGGCGGCUUUCAGCCACGACAGGGCGCCCCGGUAAGCAUCGCCAGACGAUCAGAUGCACCACCUGCCGCAGCACCAAAGCCAGCACCUCAAUCUCAACCAGCUCCUGCUCCAGCUGCUGAGAAAGCCCCCACACCAAAGCCUGCUGCAGCACCUCCGAAGGCUAAAGUCCUAUCGAUUGGUGUUCCUACCUCCGCAUCAGCCUCCCCGAAGAAACCCGCCUCUCCUACCGCCAAAGAUGCUCCGUCCAAAGUUGAGACCAAGGCAGAUACUAAACCAGAAGCUGGUUCGAAGAAGGUCGCAGCGAAGGCUGUUGAGAAGACUGGUGAAAGAGCAUCAGGCAAGACCUCUCCAACACCGUCCUCAGGCAAGUCAUCCCCUACUCCAGGGGACUCGAAGAAGGGACGCAAUGCCGAAGAAAUUGCCGCAGAACAAACAGCCGAUGUCGAUGCAUCUGUGCUCGAAGAGAUGUACGGAAAGGAACACGUCAACAUCAUCUUCAUCGGUCACGUUGAUGCCGGAAAAUCUACCCUAGGCGGUCAAGUCCUCAUUCAGACUGGUAUGGUGGACGAGCGGACACUGGACAAGUACAAGAGGGACGCGAAAGAUGCUGGUCGUGAAACCUGGUAUAUCUCCUGGGUGCUCGAUCUGAACAAGGAAGAACGAGCCAAGGGUAAAACCGUCGAAGUCGGACGAGGGUUUUUCGAGACCGAGAAACGACGAUACACAAUCCUCGACGCACCCGGUCACAAAACAUAUGUACCAAACAUGCUGAGCGGUGCCGCUCAAGCCGAUGUCGCCAUUCUUGUCAUUUCGGCACGAAAGGGUGAAUUUGAGACUGGUUUCGAGAAGGGUGGUCAGACACAAGAACACGCUAUGCUGAUCAAGACAACCGGCGCAAAGGAACUAGUCGUGGCCGUGAACAAGAUGGACGAUAUUACCGUAGAGUGGUCGAAGGAACGCUACGACGAGAUCGUCGGCAAGCUCAAGCCAUACCUCAAGAAGCGAAUGGGUCUCGAAUCGACCUUUAUGCCUAUCUCGGCGCAGACCGGCAUGGGCGUCAAGGACAGAAUCCCGAAGAACCUGGCCGGCUGGUACACUGGCCCCUCUCUCCUCGAGUUCCUUGAUGGCAUGGCGAAGAUCCAACGCAACCUCAACGCGCCGUUCAUGAUGCCCAUCGGCGCCAAAUACAGAGACAUGGGCACCAUGGUCGAAGGCCGUGUCGAGGCCGGCGUGAUUCAAAAGUCGGCCAACUACAUAAUGAUGCCGAACAAGGAAGAGGUAGGCAUCGCCGCCUUGUACGGCGAGACGGAAGAAGAAAUCCCCCACGCGGCGUGCGGUGACCAAGUGCGCAUGCGACUCCGUGGUAUCGAAGAAGAAGACAUCCUGCCCGGCUUCGUGCUGUGCUCGCCGAAACGACUCGUGCACUGCGUGCGCGAGUUCGAGGCGCAGAUCAACAUUGUCGAGCUCAAGUCGAUCCUCUCGGCCGGCUUCAACUGCGUGCUGCACGUCCACGCGGCCACGGAAGAGGUCACGUUCGCGGCGCUGUUGCACAAGUUGGAGCCGAGGACGGGUCGCAAGAGCAAGAAGCCCCCUCCGUUCGCGGCAAAGGGUCAGAACAUCAUCGCCCGCCUGCAGGUCACCAGCGGCGCCGGUCGCAUCUGCGUGGAGCGGUUCGAGGACUACCCGCAGCUCGGUCGGUUCACCCUCCGUGACCAAGGUCAGACCAUCGCCGUGGGCAAGAUCACAAAGUUGAUCCUGGACGACGAGUAGCUUGUACUCCCGUAUGACCUACGAGGCUUCUUCGACAGGCGCCAGGAUAUGGUCCUUCGUCAGGCUUCCUCCAACCAAGCCCACGCGUGCGUGGUAUGAUCCAAAAAGAAUUUAACGAACAUAAGAUGUUUCAUAAUGUGCAUUCGGCGUGUUAUGAAGACGGCAGAAGAGGCCUCGAGGGGGUGGGAGUCAGGCCGGAGAUCAACACCCAUAGAGCAGCAGGUAGAGAAGAAGUGCAAAAACGCACAAACGCAGAUGUUUGACCAAGC